AUGGAACCACCACCACAAAUCGCCAUCGCCAUCUUCGACUUCAACGAGAAGCGCGACGCAUCGCCACGCCACGCUUCGGCCCAGCUGUCAAUGGCGUGCUCUGGCGAAAAAGCCGCGCUGAAGAAAUUGCGGAUGCGGAUUCAAGCGCGCAAACGCCGAUCCUCAGCAAUCAUCGAGUUCUCGCUCAAGCCCGGCGUCGACCUUCGCGAUGAUUCCAGGCCGCCUCGGAGGCUCUUGGACGCCACGUUGCGCUACAUCAGCUCCAUCACCGGCUGUCGCGGUAUCGAAUGGGGAUUAAGAGUAGAUGUAGGUGUAGAUGCAGAAGCCAGUUUCUUCUGCUUGAUUUACUGGGACAGCGUCGUCGCCUGGCACAAGUUUCAGCACUCUCUCGGCUUCACUCCGCUGGUAGCGCUGCUUGCGUCGGACGUUUCCAACCGCUGUGCGAAAUUUGCAGGAAGAAUUCCAGGCGCUCUGGAACUUGGUGAAGCAGUGCGAACCAACGCAAUAAUCGAUGUUGCAUCAGUCACCUUCAGCGCCCAAGAAGCGUCGUCGCAUGAGCGCCGUUUGGCCUUUGAGGAGAAAUGGAACGCUCUCGUCACUUCACUGACGGAUGGUGAUGGUGACAACGGCCUUUUACACUCUCAUGUCAUGCGGCUUGAGAAUAACGCCUCGACAUUCGCCGAUCCAUCUCCAGCGGAAGCUGCUGCUGCGAAUGUCUCGGCCACUUUUACCGCAUUCCUCGCCUGGGAUGGAAUUAACCAUGACAUCCAUCGUGCCGAGCAUCUCUGUGACAGCCUACAAACUUCGCUGCUGCCGUCCUCUCGCGGAAACGAGCCGCCCAGCAUCUUGAGAAAAUCGGUUCAGCUCAUCAACCGAGUCCAACCACAAGAAUCUCACGAUCUACCGCAACAAUCACCCGCACUGCUCACCAGCUUGGUCUCUAUUCUUCAAGGUGAUUUCCCACGCCAAUGCAGCGCUGACCUCUUCAACCUCAGGGAACAUGCCCGUCACGUCCUCGAUCGCAGCAUCAGCGACGCAAGGGCAAGGACGCGGCUGUUCCCGCUACCGCAGGGCUAUUUUACAUCCCAAGGCGAGCUGCACGAGGGCAGCAUGUCCGUGAUUCCAGAAUGGCGGAGCAGACAGGCACCUUGGGGUCAUUACCUCGUGGACAUUGCUUGGAUGCAGCUGAAGCGGCAUUCCGUCCGGACUCACGGCCCUCGCAUAUACAACCAGAUCAAGAACGAUGUAGGCGCACUGCCAGGUUUUGUCAAGGCCUUUUGGGCUCGUGAUGUCGAGGACGACACUAAAUUCGCCAUACUGCCAGUCUGGGGUAGCCAACAUGCGCAAAGAGCAGUCUCACACGACUCUCGUCGGAUGCUGGACGACUUUGUCGCAUCGUCACCUCACAUAUCAUCACCAUUAACGUACCAAUCUUUCCCGAUAGCCCGAGACCACGAGGGUUCAACAGGGCUCGAUCGCGUAGAGUGUCUCGAGUUGAUCUGGUUCAAUCUCCCACCAGGCGCGCUCGAGCGUCAGCUCUUCGAGCAUGCCUACGGCGUCUUUACUCGCAUGACGGUGCCUUCACAACAAGGAGGAAUCCCCGCCGCGGUCAAAGUGAGUAGCGACUUGGGGGGCUGGCAACCAGCCGAAGCCACUGAGAGUUCCGACUCUCAAACCUUUACCGCGGCGCUGGCUUGGAUGAGCCCUGCCGCAAGACAAGAGUGGUAUGGGGAGCUGCUCGGGGCCUCGCUCUGGUCGUAUGAGCUGUUUGGCCACAAGCUCGACGCCCUGAAGAUGUUGGCUACGGGAGGGGUUUCGGGGCGGUUCCUGGCCAUGCAGAGGUCUUGA
Messenger RNA from Trichoderma aggressivum f. europaeum, 1848 nucleotides. RefSeq lists its product as uncharacterized. NCBI's taxonomy places the organism in Eukaryota, Fungi, Ascomycota, Sordariomycetes, Hypocreales, Hypocreaceae. The record is from RefSeq and is a predicted model, not a curated record. The coding region runs from base 1 to 1848 and encodes 615 amino acids. The transcript has 4 exons.